CAGUAAGUGUAUCUCCUGUCACAAAAGAGUUACAAACACUCGGGAGAGACACGUCAACCUCAAUUUCUCUUGAUAUUUCUUUCAAAUGUGAAAAAGGAAAAAUGUUUUUAGCAUCAGAAAACGAAUCAACUAUCUAUGUUUUCUUCACACUCAUUUUUCUCUUCUUCUGUCUUCUGCUCGUGGCUCCACCGACCGAGUUUGUAUCGGCAGGAAUCACCAUACAAAACAUUUUGUCGAAUUUCCUGGGCAGCGAGCAGAUGAAUUUUGUGUACUACCACAUCAGAAGGACAACUGCGACACUUCUUGUACAUUCCCUGUUUCCACUUGCUUACUAUACCACCUUGGGUUUGUUUUCACCUGAACUGGACCUUUUCUAUCCUUGGCUGAUUGACCGUAAAGGUCAGAUAUUCCUGGCAUUCUCAUUGGUUCUCCCAACUCUGGCAGGCCUCCUGUGUUUAUUUUGGUAUCGUGACAAGUGGAACAACCACCCGAUCUCCAGGCAGCUUUCAUACCUCGUCAAUGACUCGACUUCCAGCUGGAGAUCAGUCGCAUCUUCUAUAGAUGUUGAGUUUCGGAGGUUUGAUAAGUUCACAACCGGACCCUACGGGCGGAGACUUAUUGUGACAGAUUCUUGGAUGAUGAGAACCUCGACGUACUUUGUGAACAUAGCUCACCAGCAGGACAUUCACCUCACACUCGCGGGGUCUGAGGAACAUGAGAUCUCCUAUGAGAAUACCAUACCAUCGCAGUAUCUGCACAUUUCUGUUGGAGUUGUCAACCCAAAGAUCAGUUCAUUUGAUGUCAGACUGAAUGCUACAGAGUUUGGAGACCUCAAAGAGAAGCUGCAAUCACCAGUGCGAAAUGCUCGCAACAUCGUCAUCAAGCAGUCUAUGAGUGACCAGUUCCUCGAAGCCUUCCGACAACAAGUGAACAGUAACCCCCCCUUCACCCCACCUCCUUCGAUGGAAGUGGAGGCGUGUAUCGGCUGCAUGCAGCUGCCGGCCAAUGUGAAGCUGCAGAAGCUGUGUGACAACCUGACGGAGGGCAGCUGUGUCCAAUGCUUCUGUCGGCCCAUGUGGUGUCUCGAGUGUAUGGGGAAGUGGUUCGCCAGUCGCCAGAACCAGAGUGAGCCGGAAACAUGGAUGAGCAGCAUGUCACCAUGUCCGACGUGCCGGUCGAAGUUUUGUGUGUUGGACGUCUGCAAAAUUGUUAGCUGAUGUAUUCUUGAGGCAACCGACAUCUGUAAAGACUUGACUCCUCGAGAAACAUUGGUGUGUUGGACAUCUGCUGUUUGCUAAUGUUUUCCUGCAACUUACAUUACACAUUCUAUUGUGAUCAGUAUCCUGGAACAAAACACAACAAUAGCUUCAUUUUGAGUCGAACAGCAUGAUCCUAAAAAAUAGUUAUCGAAAUAUUUUUAGCGAUACCACUAGUCGUCAAUACCGUCUCAACUGGGAAAAUCCUGUAGCAAAAGUUUCUCCCUCCCAGUCUUUCUACUCAGGAAAAUGAGUAGGUCUGUGUUUCAAUCCCCAACUGUGUCAUGCCAAAAAACGUUAAUAGAUGGUACUUGUUGUCAUCCCGUCUUGUGCUGGCAUUAAGGGGAUAAAACAAAGACCUUGUUGGCUCGGAGUCCGUAUGCUGUGUCCGAGUGGGGGAUCCAAUAUCGAUGAAAGACUGUGUCAUGGUAUCUCCGUGGGCUGGCGCAAUAAAAUUGGUAUUCGUCCCGACUAGUACAAGCAGCCACACACAUUGCACGUUCUUGUAAGUGCACUCAUCUUGGCAUUGACUGAUGUCAAACCCCAUUUCACCUCACAUCACCAACUCAGGAAAAUAUCUAUUUCUGGCUAAUAGUAUGUUUUGUCAAGCUCAUGACUGAGAUAUAUCUGUUGAAAGUUAUAGGUACAAGAGUCGGAGACAGUGAUGUCACUUUCGAUACAAAGCUAUAGUUUUGUAUGGGUCCAGGAUAUUUAUCAUAAUAGAAUGGAGGUAUUACUUGAUGGAGGAUGGGUUUGCAGGGUUCAAUCAGAUAUCUGUCAACAUUACGUUGUCUGGGAUACAUGGGUGUGUUGGACAUCUGCAGGAAGUGUUCACAAGUGUAUUCCUUGGGCCUCUUUGGCAGACAUCUUUCAACAAUGUGCAGCCUGACAAACACGGACAUAAUGAUUUGAAGUAUCUGGGCCCACUUGCACAAAACGAUCUUAGCGCUUAGACUCGUAAGCCUAUGUUUAAGUAUGGGAGUUAAGAUCAUCUUAGUGCUAAGAUCGCUUUGUGCAAGUGGGCCCUGGUCUGAGGAAUGUGUGUUCACUACAUUCGAGUUGUUAUUUGUUUGUUUGCUUGUUAAUGCUGCAUUCCAGUUAUAUGAUGGCAGCCUGUAAAUACGAACAAGACGAACUGUGUGGAUGGUAAGAUCAAAGUCACAAAUCAGUGGGUGAGAAUGACACACGAUCAACACAGGUUGCCAAGCUUGUCCCCGCUGAUCCAUGCAGUCAUCUCUUCCGAUGCUGCAUCUUCCAGAGGCAAGAGAGUUAACUGACAAUAAAAGUCCAGUUUCCACCCUUACUGAACUAGGCUGGUACAUGUAUAAUGGAGUUACGUUUUGGCUGGACUAAUGAG
This is a messenger RNA of Haliotis rufescens (red abalone), 2613 nucleotides long. Its product is annotated as E3 ubiquitin-protein ligase TM129-like. Lineage: Eukaryota; Metazoa; Mollusca; Gastropoda; Lepetellida; Haliotidae. Gene Ontology annotation, biological process: protein ubiquitination. The coding region runs from base 102 to 1217 and encodes 371 amino acids. The transcript is spliced from 4 exons. Gene Ontology annotation, molecular function: ubiquitin protein ligase activity. The record is from RefSeq and is a predicted model, not a curated record. Gene Ontology annotation, cellular component: membrane; endoplasmic reticulum.